AUGGUGUCUCAGAUAAUUUACCACUUUUUUGAAAUUGAAUUUAAGGAACAUCCUUCUCUAAAACCUUAUGAUUUACCACUUGUAAUAACUAAGUUCUACCAGCACAUUCUUGCCUUGGCCUUUGCUGUGAAGGAGAUCAACGAGGACUCCCAGAUCUUACCUAACGUCACUCUUGGAUUCCACAUCUAUGAUAGUUACCACAAUCCAAGGAUGACCUAUCGCACUACUCUGGACCUGCUUUUCAAAUCCCAGGAAUUUGUCCCUAACUACAAAUGCAAUAGCCGGAAAAAUCUCAUAGCCAUCAUUGGAGGAUUAGGUUCGGAUACAUCAUCUUAUAUGGCAGAAAGUAUAAAUGUCUACAAAAUUCCACAGCUUACUUAUGGUUCCUUUUCCCAAGAAGAUUUUCAAAUUAAUAAGUUAUCUCCACUUUAUUGCAUGGUCCCAAAAGAGGACCAUCAGUACAUUGGAAUUAUACAACUUCUUCUCCAUUUUGGAUGGACAUGGAUUGGAGUCUUUGCUUUUGAAAAUAAGGGAGAACAUUUUUUGAAGAACCUGCAGCCAUUGCUUUCACACAAUGGGAUCUGUUUAGCUUUCACACAAAAAAUUCCACAACAUAUGUACUUAGAAGACUUAUCCGAAAUGUCUAAUUCAAUCUCAAUUAUUUCUGAUAAACUGGUAGAUCAGAAAGCAAAUGUUUUUCUUGUCUAUGGAGAAUCAUUCACAAUAGUGUGGCUCAGAACUAUCAUGUUUCUACGUGAUCCUGAAAAUAAAGACAGAUCAUUAUUCAGAAAAGUUUGGAUCCUGAUGAAUCCAAUUGAUUUCAUACUGACAGGAUUCCACGGGGGCUGGGAUAUCCAGUUGUUCCAUGGGGCUCUUUCCUUUACAGUGCAUUCAAGAGAAAUUCAAGGCUUCAAAGAAUUUAUUCAAGUCAUCAAACCUUCAACUCACAAAGAUGGAUUUCUUCAAGAAGUUUGGGAGCAAUUGUUCGACUGUUCACUUUCAAAUGAAGAAUCACCCUCUGUGUCCAAUGAGACUUGCAGUGGAGAAGAGAAUCUGGAGAAUCUGCCUGCACCUCUGUUUGAAUUCCACAUGACUGGCCAAAGCUACAGUAUCUACAAUGCUGUUUAUGCAGUGGCACAUUCUUUGCAUGAGGCAAUGAGAUCAAAAUCCCAACCCAGAGAGAUUCAAAGGGUUGAAUUUCCAAAUCUGCAGCCUUGGCAGACAAAUGUGCUCUUUGAAUACCUUUAUAAUAUCAACAUUUUAGUGGUUAAAGAUACUGAGCUUGUCACCUGGAAAGCUGAGAGCCAGGGUUUGAGACCUAAGGGCAACAAGUGUAAUGACCAUUGCUACCCUGGAUACUGGAAGAAAGGGUUGGAAGGAAAACAGUUCUGUUGCUACAACUGUGUUCCUUGCCCAGAAGGGAAGAUUUCAGAUCAAAAAGAUAUGGAUGACUGUUUCGAAUGUUCAGGAGACCAUUAUCCAAAUAAAGAAAAGAAAGGAUGUAUCCUGAAACUGCUGGUAUUCCUAACUUUUGAAGAAACCUUAGGAAUUGGUUUAGCCUCAGCUGCUUUUUGUUUUUUCUUCUUGAGCUCUUGGGCACUUGGAACAUUUAUUAAAUACAGAGAUACUCCCAUUGUCAAAGCCAACAACCGGUCCCUCACCUACACCCUUCUUGUCUCUCUUCUGCUCUGUUUUCUCUCCUCUUUGUUGUUCCUCAGCCAACCUGACAAGGUGACAUGCCUUCUCCGACAACCAACGUUUGGCAUCACUUUUUCAGUGGCCAUUUCUAGUGUACUGGCCAAAACCAUCACUGUGGUUGUUGCUUUCAUGGCCACUAAACCAGGGUCUCGAAUGAGGAAAUGGGUGGGGAAAAGAUUGGCCUUUUCUACUGUACUUUGCUGUUCUCUCUUGCAAGUAUGUAUUUGUAUCCUUUGGUUGUUAACAUCUCCACCAUUCCCUGAGUUGGACAUGCAUUCAGAGCUCCAAGAAAUGAUUUUACAGUGCAAUGAGGGGUCAGCUUUCUUUUUCUACUGUGUCUUGGGCUACAUGGGUAUCUUGGCCAUUGCCAGCUUUAUUGUGGCUUUUCUUUCCCGUAAAUUACCUGACAGCUUUAAUGAAGCCAAGUUCAUCACCUUCAGCAUGUUGGCUUUCUGCAGUGUAUGGAUUUCUUUCUUUCCAGCCUAUCUGAGCACAAAAGGCAAAGCCAUGGUAGCUGUGGAGGUCUUCUCCAUCUUGUCCUCCGGUGCUGCAUUACUGGGAUGCAUAUUUUUGCCAAAGUGUUACAUCAUUGUUUUACGGCCUGAAUUAAACUGCAGAGAGCAACUCAUAAAGAGGAAUUAA
Messenger RNA from Crotalus tigris (Tiger rattlesnake), 2340 nucleotides. Its product is annotated as vomeronasal type-2 receptor 26-like. NCBI's taxonomy places the organism in Eukaryota, Metazoa, Chordata, Lepidosauria, Squamata, Viperidae. Gene Ontology annotation, biological process: G protein-coupled receptor signaling pathway. Gene Ontology annotation, cellular component: membrane. Bases 1 to 2340 code for a protein of 779 amino acids. The record is from RefSeq and is a predicted model, not a curated record. The transcript is spliced from 6 exons. Gene Ontology annotation, molecular function: G protein-coupled receptor activity.